Ambispora leptoticha is the source of this 1561-nucleotide messenger RNA. Lineage: Eukaryota; Fungi; Glomeromycota; Glomeromycetes; Archaeosporales; Ambisporaceae. The record is from the annotation of a GenBank genome assembly.
AUGGCAAUUGUCUGUCAUAACGAUGAGGUAAUGAAAAUCGAAAAUUGCAUUCUUAGCGAUAACGAGAAAGAAGAGAGAACAUUGCUAGACGAAAAUAAUCCAAUGAAUUGGUCUCGAGAAAAAAAACGAAUAAUUUUGAUUUUGGUUGCAUUUGCCGGGAUAAUUGCGCCUCUUUCUAGCACGAUCCUUUAUCCAACACUAAAUAUAAUUCAAGAAGACUUGAAUAUUCCUCAAAUACUUGCAAAUUCAUUAGUCGGCGUAUUUAUCUUGGUUCUCGGAAUUGCACCACUUGGAUGGGCAUCAUUUUCCGAUACGCGAGGCACCCGACGAGCCGUUUAUUUAUUCUCAUUCUUAAUCUUUCUUGUUGCCUCUGCAAUUUGUGCUUUAUCGUAUAACAUUUGGUUAUUGUUAAUGAUGCGAGCCUUACAAGCAUGCGGUGCUUCAGCUGUUCAUAGUAUCGGAGCAGGAACUAUAAGCGAUAUUUAUCCAUCUUUAGAACGAGGCGCGUCUUUUGGCCUAUUUUAUGUCGGCCCGCUAAUUGGAACAGUAACUGGUCCUGUAAUUGGCGGUUAUUUAGGAGAAAAAUUUGGAUGGAGAUCAACAUUCUGGUUUUUAUUGGUAUUAGGAGGCAUAAUUAUUCUUGCGAUUUUCUUUUUUCUCCCGGAGACAUUCUAUCAGCAAAAUGUUCCAUCAGCUACACCAUCAACGGACCAAAAAGGGAGAAAACGAUUUAACCCACUCGGACCACUAUAUCUUCUUAAAUACCCACACUUGCAAAUAGUAGUAUUCUAUGUCAGUAUUCUCUAUGCAAAUUUGUACACCCAAUAUAUUUUAGUUUCGACGACUUUUCCAUCUCUUUAUAAUCUUUCAACAAGCGCAAUCGGUUGGAUAAUUUUUCCAAAUUGUAUUGGCUACUUAAUUGGCUCGAUUUUCGGUGGUCGGUACUCGGACUACAUAUUACUUAAGGGGAAAAAAUGUCACGACGGAAAGUAUAUACCGGAAUUUCGACUUCAAAGUGUUUGGUUUGGUGCAAUUAUUUUCUCGUUUUCUACUUUGACGUUUGGGUGGUUAGUAGAGUUUAGGUCGCCGUUAAUAUGGCCGCUAGUAACAAUGUUUUUCGUUGGCCUUGGAACUAUGCUCGUCUUUUCUUCAACAUCGAGUUACGUGGUCGAUACGUUUCCAUCCUUAAGCGCUUCAGCAAUCGCCACCAAUAAUUGUAUGCGCUAUUUGGCAGCAGCAGCAAUGUCUGUUCUUGCUGUACCCAUGCAUCAAGCUUUGUGCAUUGGUUGGAUAUUUACCAUCCUUGGCUUUCUUUCUGUAAUUGGGGGGUUACUUUUGAUAUUGGUAUAUGCUCGAGGUCCAAAGUGGCGUGAACAAGCUUUGGUGAAUCAAAGCAUUAGUGAAAAAAUCCGAUUUGAAAGAUGUUACGAUAGGAAUGGGAAAUUACAAGAACCUCUAUAUCCAAGACCCUACGAUAGUAUCCUUCCGCCGUACACCAAACAUUCCGGGUCUGAAUCAACUUUUAACAGGUUUAAAGUAGCAGACCUGAGGCGGUUUAUGC